GCUGCCUGGGAGCUGAGAAGGGUAUCUGAGGUGGAACAGGGCUGGGGAAGGGCAGAAGGAGCUGGGGAGCUCCAGCCUGGUAAAACCCCAAGUUGCAGGCCUUGCUAAAAGGGCCUAAAAAGGUACUGGGGCUGCAGAGGGGCAGCCCAGAAAUAGGCAAAGGCAGCAGGUCCUAACCCCCCUUGCCGAUGAUGAGGGGUUUACAGACUGCGUCUGCCCCAGUGAGCGGGGGCUAGACGAUGACUGGCAGUCGCCACUGAGGCAAGGUGGGGAUAGAGGGUUGGGGGUUGCCCUGGGUGGGGAGACCCAGAUUGUGGGUUACUGCUGGGGCAGAACCCUGAUGUAGAAGGGCACCGGGGUCCAGGAGGGACAUGGGGGCCAGCAGCAGGUGAGACACCGGCCUGCAGAGGGCGCUCCGGAGGCUGGAGAGCUAAUUCCCUGGACAAUCAGCAGGGGGCGUCGCAGCGGAUACAUUAAUGAAUCUUAACGCCAUUGCUGAAUGGAAUUAACUUCCAUUAACGGAGACAAGAUUUAUCACUGCUUUGAGGAAGUGACAAUUGUGGCUUUUUUACUGGAGCCAGUGGGAGAGGAGACGCCAGCUGCCCGGACAGGCUCUGAAUCUUCACUGGCCAGGUUCUUCCACCACAUUGCUCCGCUGGGGCUCUUCAGUUCCCUGGCCCGGCUCCUCCACCAGCUGUCGGCCUGGGGCAGCUCCUCCAUCCCUGUGGAGAACAUUGGCAGCCAGGAUGAUCGCGCCCCUUCCCCUGACAGACCCGUGCGGCACGCCAAGAAGCGUCUCGGCAGACUGGCACACCUCCUGUUCACCAUCAUCCCCGCCAGGUUCCAGCGUGCCCUCGGCUACCUGCCGGCAGACUGCAUGGGUCAGAGUGGGAUCCCUGAGGAGAUCCAAAAAAGUCCAGUCAGGCCCUCCGGCAAAGGGAGCAAAAGGAAACAAGAUGAUGUCGCUCUGGAGGAGCAGCAGUCCUGGGUGGAGAUCUUGCAGCAAGAGCUGCCCGAGGACGAUGAGGCCGAAGACUCUACCUAUGAGCCAACGCGAUCAGAGACGGACAGCGAGGAGUACAGGUCCCAAAACGAGACCGAGACCGACCUGGAGUUUGAAGAGAAAGACGGGGUCCUGGUGCUGAAGGAAUUGCAGAGUCUGCAGCUCCACUCUGAACUGCCCGACUGUGUGCCCUGGACUCUGCAGGGGACUCUGACUGGCGAGAACAUGCCGGCUGCAGCGAGCGGCGGUGGUGGGGACGCCCUGGAGCAGCCGGCUGCAGCGAGCGGCGGUGGUGGGGACGCCCUGGAGCAGCCGGCUGCAGCGAGCGGCGGUGGUGGGGACGCCCUGGAGCAGCCGGCUGCAGCGAGCGGCGGUGACUGGGUUGAAGUGAUUGGAUAAAUGGGCCCCUUGACUCCUGGACCAAGUUUCUAUUUUUCCAUAGUGGCUGCUGCAGCUUUGAAAUGCCUGUUUCUCCCCUAGCCAACUUUGCCCUGUGAAUGUGGAUUAAACUGUCUUAUAAAAUGCAAUGUUAAUAUUUUGGAACCUGUGAUGA
Molecule: messenger RNA, 1556 nt
Organism: Malaclemys terrapin pileata
Lineage: Eukaryota; Metazoa; Chordata; Testudines; Emydidae
Exons: 8
Coding region: 500-1402 (300 amino acids)
Source: RefSeq, a predicted model, not a curated record